AUGGCGGCCCGCCCGCUCGUGACUGUGUACGAUGAAAAGUACGAGGCCACUCCGUCUCAAAUUAAGCUCCCAGCGGUUUUCCGCACUCCAAUCCGUCCGGAUUUGGUGAGCUUCAUUGCUGACCAGGUCCGCAGAAACAAGAGACAGGCUCACGCCGUUAACACCAAGGCCGGUAAGUAUUUGUUGUAGUAAUUUGAGAAAAGUGAUGUGAAACACAUCACAUGAUCGCUGAUUCAUUUGAAGAAGUAUGAUAAAAGGAGAUCUUUAGGAAAGCAGCACUCCGCUGAGUCCUGGGGAACCGGACGCGCCGUUGCUCGUAUUCCACGUGUCCGUGGAGGUGGUACCCACCGUUCCGGACAGGGAGCUUUCGGAAACAUGUGCCGUGGAGGACACAUGUUCGCCCCACUCAAGGUGUUCCGCCGCUGGCACCGCAACGUCAACAUUGCCCAGAAGAGAUACGCCGUCUCCUCUGCCAUCGCUGCCUCCGGAAUCCCAGCUCUGCUCCAGGCUCGCGGUCACAUCAUCGACCAGGUGAGUCACAGGUCUUUCUUUCAAUGCUUAUGUUUGAUUUUCAGGUUGCCGAGGUUCCAUUCGUCGUCUCCGACAAGGUCGAGAGCUUCCGCAAGACCAAGGAGGCCGUUACCUUCCUCCGCCGCUCCCACCUGUGGGCUGACAUCGAGAAGGUAAAUUAAAAUGACAAGACCUCGUAUUUAUUCUUUUUGAUUACAGGUCUACGCCACCAAGAGAAACCGCGCUGGAAAGGGAAAGCUCCGCAACCGUCAGCACAAGCAGAAGCUUGGUCCAGUCGUCAUCUACGGACAGGACUCAGAGUGCGCUCGUGCUUUCCGCAACAUCCCAGGAGUCGAUGUCUUGAACGUUGAGAGACUCAACCUCCUCAAGCUCGCCCCAGGAGGUCACCUUGGACGUCUCAUCAUCUGGACCGAGUCUGCCUUCAAGAAGCUCGACACCAUCUACGGAACCACCGUCGCCAACUCCUCCCAGCUGAAGAAGGGAUGGUCCGUCCCACUCCCAAUCAUGGCCAACUCUGACUUCUCUCGAAUCAUCCGUUCCGAGGAGAUCGUCAAGGCUAUCAGAGCUCCGAAGAAGAACCCAGUGCUCCCGAAGGUCCACCGCAACCCACUCAAGAAGAGAACGCUCUUGUACAAGUUGAACCCGUAUGCUUCUAUUCUCCGCAAGGCCGGUCGUGCUACCGCGAAGAAAUAA
Caenorhabditis sp. 36 PRJEB53466 is the source of this 1224-nucleotide messenger RNA. The record is from the annotation of a GenBank genome assembly. Lineage: Eukaryota; Metazoa; Nematoda; Chromadorea; Rhabditida; Rhabditidae.